AUGGACGACCUUCACAAAGAUAUUCCCGAGCAACAAGAGUCCGUUGUGCUUGGUGAAGAGCCACAACACAGCAAGAACAAGAAGAACAAGAAGAACAAGAAGAACGAGAAGAACGACAACAAACAGAACAAGAGAGGCAAGCCCAACAGGUGUGGAAAUUGCCAACAAACAGGCCACAACAAGACAACAUGCAAGAGCAAGCCUGUUGUUGAUUCAAAGUCCGCCAAGACCGCCUCUGCCAUUCCUCUGCCCACCCCACUGUCCAUUGACUCUGACGACUUAAUGAUCACUGGCGACGCUGGUCCCAACCCUGACGCGAAGGCUUCACGAACACCUUCAACAAUGCCUAGCCUAUCAUCCAAGUUCACUUCAUGUGGCUUGGACGAUCCCGAUUAUCGCCAACGUCUCGAAGCUGGUUGGCUCAAGUCAUCCCAUUUCUCCCAUAUCAUCAGUUUGAUUCUUUGCCAACAGUUCACGAAAGACGGUCUACAGAGUCAACCAAACCACCUAUGUCAUCACUCUGAGAAAGAGAGUUUAGAUACGACUUGCGUGCAUCCUCUGGCCAACUAA
Molecule: messenger RNA, 570 nt
Organism: Acytostelium subglobosum LB1
Lineage: Eukaryota; Evosea; Eumycetozoa; Acytosteliales; Acytosteliaceae
Exons: 1
Coding region: 1-570 (189 amino acids)
Source: RefSeq, a predicted model, not a curated record